UCCCGUAAGCAGUUCUCUGGGAUUCCAACACGGAUACAGCCAUUCCUUCCCUGCUCAUCAUACAGGAUCCACACACACUAUACUAAUAUACCAGGAACAUGGAGAUGCAAAUUCUGUGGCUUUUACUCAUUGCUGGAUCCAUGGCACAAGAAGACAUGGAUAGAAAUGUGUUCCUGUUCCCCAGUCAGUCUGUCGCUGAUUAUGUGGUUCUGACCCCAAUGGUGACUGAGCCUUUAGAUAAACUCACAGUUUGCUGGAGGAGCUACUCAAUCAGCAGAAGAUACGCUUUUUUUAAUGUGGGCACCCCAAAGUCACAGAUCGAAAUGUCUGUUGUUCUCCAGUCCGUACCAUGUUACUCCUCAGAAUUGCCGUACUGUUUUUCCAACAUCGUAAUAAACAAUGAGCAGGUAUCCAUUCCUGAAAAGGCCGAUCCUCUGGAGUGGAAUCACAUCUGUGUGACCUGGGACUCUAACACUGGAGUUCUACAGCUUUGGGUUAAUGGAAAAGUCUCCCCUCGCACAGUCCUGCAGGAAGGCUCUUCUAUUGAUCUCCAGGACGGUAUCAUCCUGGGUCAGAAGCGAUUGUAUUAUCGUAACGAGUGGGAUUCCCAAAUUUCAUUUCAAGGGGAAAUAUGUGAUGUCCAUAUGUGGAAUAGGGUUUUGUCUCCUGAGAACCUAAAACGGGUUCUGCUACAUAAAAGGUAUAGAAGUGGGAAUGUCAUUAGCUGGAGGUCACUGAACUACACUGUUAAUGGAAAUGUCACUGUUCAACCCAAACUCCAGAGUAUUCAUGGCUGUGAGUCUGACAGCUUACACAAAUCAGGGAUGUCGCAACAAAAUAUAGAGAAAGUGAAUCUUGAGGCCCAGACAAAAUCCAAUUUGCAUGGUCCUAUGGCAAAAGUUUUAGGCCACGACUCCUUUGGCGCUCCCUUGAGCCAUAAUUAUCCAUGCAUGCCGGGGAGAUCAAAACAGAAAAUAAACAAUUAA
Messenger RNA from Xenopus laevis (African clawed frog), 986 nucleotides. Its product is annotated as C-reactive protein-like. The transcript has 3 exons. NCBI's taxonomy places the organism in Eukaryota, Metazoa, Chordata, Amphibia, Anura, Pipidae. The coding region runs from base 99 to 986 and encodes 295 amino acids. The record is from RefSeq and is a predicted model, not a curated record.